CUGGGUUUAGACUGCCACAGAUGCUCUUGCUUGUUGGGUCUAAAUAUGGCCAAAUUGCUCCUGAUGGGAAAUGAUUUGGUACAACUGGACCUGGGAGUUUUUGUAUCUCCUGCUUAUAGUCUUCAUAAUUAUAUGUGCCUAUUGGGUGACGUCGCGCCGCCAGGUUGGCUGUCCUGGGACUAGAUCUGUCAGCAUCCAGGGGACAGAGACGGCCUCCUUCCACAUCCUCAAAGAAGAAAAGAAUACACACAAAAAGAAAAAGAUUACAGAGUCACUGAAGUUGACAACCUGCAAGGAUAGAUAUUAUAGCAAGGAUGUGGACCUUUCACCCAUUGCAGAAGAGAUGGAUUCAAGCAGCGAUUGCCUAUCUAGCAUGUCCCUGGCAAUGCUUUCCUCCCUGGAGAGUAGUUGGUCGGCAUCCUCUUCAAGCCUGUCAGAGGAAGAUCUCUCCCUUGCAGAGACUGAGACCAGCUGCGUUGUCAUCAGUGCUGAAAAGACCGAAGUGGCAUCUGAAGGGGAGAUCAUGGAGCUUCAGAGUGAUUUUGCAGAUGGCCAGGACAGCAACUCCUGGAUACUGCUGAGACUGGAGCCUAAGCUCCAGAGCUAUUCUGUCUGCAGUGAUUCAGAGAAUCAGGUACACUCUGAUCGCUCUCAAACACCUCUUACAACAGAUCUGCCUUCUGAUUUUUCUCUACCAAUACCCACAGCUGAGCCAGGUUCUACGACUGCCUCACCACCUACAGCCUCAUUGUCCUUUGUUUGCUCUCUAUCACCUGCUACAAGCCAGGCGCCUUAUAUUAAUUCUUCAUCACCUGCUACAGUCUGGUUGCCUCCAGCUUACUCAAUAUCACCCGCCACAGGCAAGGCAUCGUCUACCACUUUCUUGUCACCUUCUCCAGCCCAGGUGACUCCUGCUCACUCCCAAUCACCCGCAAUGGCCCAGAAGCCUUCUGAUCACUCCCAUUCAUCUCCCAUAAACAGGAUGCCUUCGGCAGCUCAAAAGCCUUCCCCUCACUCCCCAUCACCUUGCACAGCUAAGAUGCCUUCUACAGCUCAGGAGACCCCUCCUCGUUCCCUAACACCUUGUACAGCCAUGAUACCUUCUACAACUCAGCAGACCUCUCCUCACUCCCUGUCACUUUGCACAGCCAAAGUGCAUUCUACAGCAUGGGACAGUUCAAUUUCAUUGUCUUUUAUUCAACCUCUACCACUCGCUACAAGCCAGGUGUCUUUUACUCAUUCUCCAUCAUCUCCAGCUUACUCGGUAUCAUCUGCCACCACCAAGACAUCUUCUACUACAUUCUUAUCACCUUCCCCUGCCCAGGUGACUCCUGUUCACUCCAAAUCACCUUCAAUGUCAAAGAAACCUCCUAUAGACAACAAGUCUUCUACAACUCUGGAGACCUCAGUUCUCUCCGCAUCAUUUUACACAACCAAGAUGCCUUCUACCACCCAGAAGACCUCUCCUCGUUCCCUGUCACCUCACACAACCAAGAUGCCUUCUACAGCCAAGAAGACCUCUCCUCAUUCCCUGUCAGCUCACACACCCAAGAUGCCUUCUACAGUCCAGAAGACCUCUCCUCAUUCCUUGUCACCUCAUACAACCAAGAUGCCUUCUACAGUCCAGAAGACCUCUCCUCGUUCCCGGUCACCUCACACAACCAAGAUGCUUUCUACAGCCCAGAAGACCUCUCUUCAUUCCCUGUCAGCUCACACAACCAAGAUGCCUUCUACAGUCCAGAAGAUCUCUCCUCAUUCCCUAUCAGCUCACACAGCAAAGAUGUCUUCUACAGCUCAGGAGUCCCCUGCUCACUCCCUAAUACCUUGCACAACCAAGAUAGUGUCUACUACUCGGGAGACCUCACUUCGCUCUUUGUCACUACACAAAGUCAAAACGACUUCUACAGUUGAGGGAACCUCUCUUCACUCCCCCCCACCUCACACAGCCAAUAUGCCUGUUACAGCUGGGAAGACCUCUGCUCACUUCCCAUCACCUUGCACAACCAAAAUAUCUUCUACACCUCAAGAGACCUCUGCUCACUCUCCAUCACCUUGCAGAAUCAAGAUGCUUUCUACAGCUCUGGGGACCUCUGCUUAUUCUCUAUCAUCUCGCACAGCCAAGUUGCCUUCUACAAUUCAGGAAACGUCCAAAUCAUCCCUCACUAAUAGGAUAUCUUCGACUCCCUCUGUAACAGCUCCUAGAGCUUGGGUGCCUUCUUCUCAGUCCUUAUCAUCUCACAUGUCCCAGAUGCCUUCUCUUCACCCUCUAUCAGCAACUCCAGCCAGGAAGCCAUCUUCUUGCACUCAGUCAAAUGCUGUCCCUCCUGCAGCCCAAAUGCCUCCUGCUCAGUCCAGACCACCUCCCAGAGCUAGGGGCAGCUGCUCAGCUAGGAUGUCUCCAUUACCAGUCAGCCAUAUUGAUGUGAAAGCGACUGCCCAGCUUCUGGAGGUCAUGAUAUCAGAGGGAGGCACCUGCGAAGAGAAGAAACAGGCCUUGCCAGUGGUUCACUACCCCCGUCGUGUCCCCUACCUAGCUAUUGACUCAGUGACCAGGCAGCACUUGGAAUUUAAUAUUACAAAGAAGAUAAUCCAAGAGCUCUGGGGGAAGCCCAUGGCACUCAUUCAUACCCUUGAUAAGCUGGCAGGCCAUGAAAGAAAUCAGGAUGCCACUUCUCUGAACCAAGGUGCAGUCUCUGCAAAACCUGACUCAGCCAAGCAAGUGCCCAAGGACAAGUCCCCUGAUCCAAUGAAACAGCUGUUACAGGGGCCUUCCCAAGCCAAACAGCUUAUGCCUCCUGAGACGAGAUGUCAGGUGCCAAAACAAAUGAAAACCUCCUUGCAGGUACUUUCACCACAAAUCUUGAAAGAGAAGCUUUGCCAACCUGUGCCCCUGUUUCCCUCAAAGGAACAAAGUCUUUUCCAAGCCACACCGGGAGCCGGAGGAGAGGGAAAUGGGUUGGAUAAAAUAGCAACAGAUGGCCUUUACCAUGUAACACCUGCCCCACUAAUGGACAAUCUAAGGAUGACUAUGAGGAAUAAACCUAGUGGCACAAGAGACAGAAAGACAGUCAUCUAUAGCAGUGUCAGGACAGGCAUCUCCUUACAGGAUGAAAGCAAAGCUAGGGCUUCCCCUGACAUUCCUGCAGAGAACCCAGAAAGAGCAGAAAGUCGUGAAUUGAAGAAAGAAAGCAUCAUCAAGAUUACCCACAGGAAAAAGGAAAAUGCAACCCAGAAAAACCUAAAAUGCCAUCAAGUAAGCUGGGAAACCUCGCAAAAUCAAGCCAUUGCUUUACCAAGACCUGAAACUGCUACACUUGUGCCCUCUGCCAUGCCUCUUCUGCCUCAAAGCCCACCUGCUUCACAGCAGCCCCUCCAGUCAUCGGAGAAGUCACAGCAUGGUAAGGCCCUCUCUCAGGAAGCACCCCCACAAGUCAGGGCAGAAGUGCUUCCCCACCCUGCCCCCCUAAUUUGCCCUGAAAGGGAAAGUGUUGUCCAAACCACACCAAAGACCAGACCAGAGGAUGGCAGGGGAUUGGAGCAGGGAAUAAAGACACCUACAAGUCCUCUUCCCUUGAAGCAAGUUAUUCCCUCCCAGGCAGUGCAGCUAUUGCAAGCUGACAGUCAGUCAGCAAGCAUAGCACAGCCACCCACUAGUUUCCAGGAGCCAUCUGAAAAACUUUCCCUCUCACAUCUGGAACACUCCAUCUUCUCCUCACUGAGCAGGAAGCAAGUGAUGAAAGAACUACAGCUGAGUAUGGCACAAAGUUUGGAGAUGGUUGAUGGAGUACUGAGGGCAGAGUAUCCUGUGUGCCGCUUAUGUGGAAGCUGCAGCCCCAGUUGCCCCCACCCCCGUUCUCAGCAAGACCCUCUCCUGCAAAUCUACCCACGGUUGAUCAAAUGCAAUGGGAAGGUGCAUCUGUACUUAAAUGUCCACCUGAAAAUGCAGAAGAACCAUGCCCAGGAAUGGGGGUUGGUGGAGGCCAUUGAAGUAAAUGAGAUGGAGAAGCAUCCACCACACAGAUACAGUAGGCAUGCAGAGGGAAGUGACCUAGCUAAAGCCCCCUGUAAAUUGUCCAAAUUUAGGGUGCAACCUUAUCAAAUAAGGACUGAAGUCCCAGCUGCCUCCAUGUUAGCCCAAGGGUAUUUUGCCAACAAAGCAACAGUCACAGAGGAGUUAUCUAAGUCCUCCAGUGUGCAACAACAAUUAUCACAUGUCAUGAUGGACAAGAAGCAUCAUCAGGCCAAGGCUCCUCCAUGCUUCAUAGGCUCUCCUGAAGCUUUGCCUUGCCCAACACCGGAAAGUUCAAUCUGUACAUCCACAAGUGUUGGGCAACUGGUGGAGGGUCUUUGUCUAAGUGGGACACAAAGUCUGAAUAUGGCCCAUCGGGAGCUGAGAGCUGAAUGUUCUGUGUGUCCACAGUGUGGCAACUGUAGACCACAUUGUUCCCAUCCUCAUGAUCAGCAAGAUGCUGUCCUCCUUGUCUACCCCCGCUUGGCUAUUCGGAAUGGACAGGUGUAUAUGGACAUGGACUACUAUGUAAAGAUGAAGAUGGCCCAUGCCAAGAAAUGGGGACUUCUGAAGAACAGGUCAGUGGAUAAGGCAAAAGAAUGCCCUCCAGAGCAAUGCAGUGGCAAUGCACAAACCAGGGACCCAGCUGUUCAGGACUUUCAGGCCUUUAGCUGUUCAUUUGACAGGAUGGGGCGUCAUAGUCACAUGGCUGUCCGGAUCCAAACUUCUCCCCCUUUACAUCAAAGGAGACUUACAAAGGUACAACUAACCAAACAGGAGUUUCCCUUGCUACCUAGCAGGCACACACAAUGCCCGCAGGCAAAAGGAUUUCAGACAAAGUACUCUGAAUGUGAUCCCAAUACAACAACAUUGUCUCAAAACCCCAUGAAAAGGAUACUGCAUGCUAUCAAGCAGGCUUGGGCAAGGAUCCGCAAACGCAAAGAGACAAAGAAGCUUCCCAACAAACAGGUUGGGUCUGAACCCUCAAGAAAAUUGGGGGUAGCAUCUUCCUCACAGCGCUCUACCUUGCCCCGGAGGGCUACUUCAGUGACACCAAAGAGAUUGAGUGUUAUGCCCACUAAAAAGCCUAUCCCUAGAGCCACAGCUAAAUUUCAGCCUCCUCUAAGCCAACAAACCAACAGCCUUGGCAUCAUCAAAAAGUCUAAUAUACAAACGCUGCCCUGCAAGCUAGAUAGCAAUGAAACAGGGUCCAGGAAUUCUGGGGCUGAUUUGCCCAGACAAAACUCUAGUAUCCCGCCAAAAACAAGGGGUACUAUUAACACCAAAGUAUCUUUAUGUCCCCAUAAGAAGGAGGGGAUUGUCCCAUUGACACAAAAGAGCACACAAGUCAAGAAGAAAUUGGGCCACAGCCUCCAAAAGCCACCAUCACCUCAAUGUCCCAGGAAACCAAGGGGAGGUCUUCUUUAUUAAUGAUGGCAGCAGAUAUACAACCACCUAUUUGAUUCAAGAAAUGAGUCAAGUGCUUCAAAGACUACAGAAGUAUAUGAGGCAGUGACCAAUAAAUUUAACCCAAAGUGACAAA
This is a messenger RNA of Anolis carolinensis (green anole), 5552 nucleotides long. RefSeq lists its product as uncharacterized. The record is from RefSeq and is a predicted model, not a curated record. Bases 71 to 5440 code for a protein of 1789 amino acids. Lineage: Eukaryota; Metazoa; Chordata; Lepidosauria; Squamata; Anolidae. The transcript is spliced from 6 exons.